Messenger RNA from Nicotiana attenuata, 2132 nucleotides. RefSeq names its product ubiquitin carboxyl-terminal hydrolase 12-like. Bases 201 to 2132 code for a protein of 643 amino acids. The record is from RefSeq and is a predicted model, not a curated record. Gene Ontology annotation, molecular function: cysteine-type deubiquitinase activity; protein binding; cysteine-type endopeptidase activity. Gene Ontology annotation, biological process: regulation of protein stability; protein deubiquitination. Gene Ontology annotation, cellular component: cytosol; nucleus. The transcript has 16 exons. NCBI's taxonomy places the organism in Eukaryota, Viridiplantae, Streptophyta, Magnoliopsida, Solanales, Solanaceae.
UUAUCCCUAACCUUUCCCUUAAUUCCAUUCAUAUCCUCUUCCCCCCAUCGAAAACCCACCCCCAAAUACAACACCAAUUUUCAGAAUCUCUCUCAUCUCUCUCUACAUCUCUCUUCUUCCUUACCCACCCACCCCUCAGUCCUACCCCUAUUACUCUUUCCCUUCGUUGGUGUGAUCGGACGGUAGUUCUAUCACCAAGCAUGACCAUACUGAAUUCUCAACCAUUGGAUCAUCAAGAAGAGGAGGAGAUGCUGGUGCCGCGUGCAGACAUGGUUGAAGGUCCUCAACCCUUAGUUGAAGGUCCUCAGCCCAUGGAAGCGACGCCGACUGAGAAUGCUAGUGCAGUGGAGAAUCAAGCUGUGGAUGAGCCGCAGGCUUCGCGGUUUACUUGGACAAUUGAUAAUUUCUCUCGGCUAUCAGUGAAGAAGUUAUAUUCUGAGGUUUUCAGUGUUGGUAGUUAUAAAUGGAGAGUGCUAAUAUUUCCGAAAGGAAAUAAUGUGGAUUGUUUGUCGAUGUACUUAGAUGUAGCAGAUUCAGCUACACUUCCAUAUGGGUGGAGUAGGUAUGCCCAGUUCAGCUUAGCUGUUGUGAAUCAAGUAAAUCCCAAGUAUACUGUGAAAAAAGAGACACAACACCAGUUUAACCAAAGAGAGAGUGACUGGGGCUUCACAUCUUUCAUGCUUCUAAGUGAGCUUUAUGAUACCAACAAGGGAUAUCUCGUAAAUGAUAGAGUUGUUAUUGAAGCUGAUGUUGCUGUACGUAAGGUCAUAGAUUACUGGACAUAUGACUCGAAGAAGGAGACUGGAUAUGUUGGGCUUAAAAAUCAGGGAGCUACUUGUUACAUGAACUCUCUCCUACAAACUCAAUACCAUAUUCCCUACUUUAGAAAGGCUGUGUACCAUAUGCCGACUACAGAGAAUGAUAUGCCUUCAGGGAGCAUUCCAUUAGCUCUGCAGAGUUUAUUCUAUAAGCUCCAGUACAGUGAUACGAGUGUGGCGACAAAAGAAUUAACAAAAUCCUUUGGCUGGGACACUUAUGAUUCAUUUAUGCAGCAUGAUGUGCAAGAACUAAAUAGAGUUUUGUGUGAAAAGCUUGAAGACAAGAUGAAGGGCACGGUUGUGGAAGGGACAAUUCAGAAGUUAUUUGAGGGCCACCACAUGAAUUACAUCGAAUGUAUUAAUGUGGACUUUAAAUCGACGAGAAAAGAGUCAUUUUAUGAUCUUCAACUUGAUGUCAAAGGCUGUCGCGAUGUUUAUGCCUCUUUUGACAAGUAUGUAGAAGUUGAACGUCUAGAAGGCGAUAACAAGUACCAUGCUGAAGAACAUGGUUUGCAGGAUGCUAAGAAGGGUGUACUGUUUAUUGACUUUCCUCCAGUUCUCCAGCUUCAGUUAAAGCGGUUUGAAUAUGAUUUCAUGCGAGAUACAAUGGUUAAGAUAAAUGACCGCUACGAAUUUCCUCUGGAACUUGACCUUGAUAGGGAGAAUGGCAAAUAUUUAUCUCCCGAUGCAGACAGGAGUGUUCGAAACCUCUAUACACUUCAUAGUGUUUUGGUUCAUAGUGGUGGGGUGCAUGGUGGACAUUAUUAUGCUUUCAUCAGGCCGACGUUAUCAGAUCAAUGGUACAAGUUUGAUGAUGAACGGGUGACAAAAGAAGACAUGAAGAGGGCUUUAGAGGAACAGUAUGGUGGUGAGGAGGAGUUGCCACAGACAAAUCCAGGUUUCAAUAAUGCUCCCUUUAAGUUUACAAAAUACUCAAAUGCUUACAUGCUGGUUUACAUACGUGAGAGCGACAAGGAUAAAAUAAUAUGUGAUGUGGAUGAGAAGGACAUUGCAGAACAUCUGAGAAUAAGGUUAAAGAAAGAACAAGAAGAGAAAGAGGACAAGAGAAGAUACAAAGCGCAGGCCCACCUUUAUACAAUUAUCAAGGUUGCACGCGAUGAGGAUCUUAAGGAACAGAUUGGAAGGGAGAUAUAUUUUGAUCUUGUGGAUCAUGACAAAGUUCAUAGCUUUCGGAUUCAGAAACAGAUGCCUUUUAACCUUUUCAAGGUACUGAUUACUUUCUGUUUGUCAUUGCUAACUGAUCACUUCACCGCGGCCGCGGCACGACCGCGGCGCGACCGUGGUGAAGGCUAA